AACUCUCCUCUUUAACCAUUUACGUUAUAGCAAUACUUAGUAAAUCAUUUCCAAACUCCUGCUUGAGUGUGAACUUAGCUGCGUUUGUGACAUGCAGUGUACCUGCAGGUUGGUAGUUAUCUUUUUAUGAGUUAUCUAUGGCUUCGGCACAUGAACUGGGCAAAUACUUCGCGUGAAUUGUGCUUGACUCUGUGCACUUGCAAACAUCAACCCCAAAUACCCCCUCCCCCCCCCACCCCCACCCCCCCCACCCCCUAAACGCCUGGGGAUAGCCUGGGCAGUGCCCAAACAAAAAACAAACACUCAACUGGACCCCUCAAAGCCAGCCCAAACGUCUGGGCCGUCCAGCUCCCCUCAAACCCAGCCCAUAUGUUGGUGGAUUUAGGGCUGCCCGGGCGCGUCCUCCACAUCGCAUCUUCCACCCCGAUCCCACAAAACCCCCAUCCAUAUCCGCAUCCAGACCAAACCCUAGCCAUUUGCCACUCCACUCCAUUUCACUUCACUUUCAGUCCGCUCUGCCCAACUCCUCUCCAGUGAUCUUUCGCCAUUUUCAUCAUUUCGGGCAUCGGAUCUGAGUCCAAUAACUUUGGAUCCAACAACUGGGCCUUGUCCCCUGCAUGGAUGAGGAACAUAUAGCUGUCCGACUGGCUUGCCGCCGGUUUUGGGAGGAUAUUCCAGCUUUGGUGGCCUUCCACCCCGAUCCCAAAAAUACCCCAUCCAUAUCCACAUCCGGACCAAACCCUAGCCAUUUGCCACUCCACUCCAUUUCACUUCACUUUCAGUCCGCUCUGCCCAACUCCUCUCCAAUGAUCUUUCGCCAUUUUCGGCAUUUCGGGGCAUCGGAUCUAUGUCCAAUAACUUUGGAUCCAACGAUUGGACCUUAUCCUCUGCAUGGAUGAGGAACAGAUAGCUGUCCGACUGGCUUACCACCGGUUUCGGGAGGAUAUUCCUGCUUUGGUGGGGCUUAGAACCAGCAGCGGCAAUGUGCCUGUUGGCGGCUCGAGCCGCGUGUCCGCUCUGAAUCUGGCGCCGGCGAGGGCGGUUGGAGGUACAUGCACACCCUUGAGGACUGCCCUGUGGCAUCCGAGCAACCCCGAUGCUAGGUCUUUGUCCCCAUGCCGCCUGGCUCGAGUCUGAGGUCAGUGGUGCCAAUGCACACGACCAAGGAUACUCCGGAUGCUCCAGCUAUGGCGGAAAAGCAAGGUCGCGGCAUGGCAUGCCCACCGUGAGAGGACGAAGGUGUGCCGCGUUAGGCCCCUAUGUCGUCUUGGAGCACUACCAUCCACCAGACGGUAAGGGCGGCCGUGGAUGAACUUGCUCUAUAACCCUGUUUUUUUUUAUAAUAGAACAUAUGCCUAAUUAAUUUUGGUAGUCUGAUGGUAUGUGUAAUGAUGAACUACCGUAUGCUAUGCCCAGUAUGAACUAUGUGCUAUGAUUUAUAUGAAUUAUGGAAUACGUCGUUUGAUCUAUGUUGCAUGAGAUUAUAUGAAUUUGAAGGUUUGAAUAUGAGGUGACGGUUGUGGACGCGGACAAGUGAGAGGUGCCCGGCGCUGUCUGCGGACUUCAUACAGUAGGCCAAAUGUAAAGUCCGAUCUUAUGGUCCGCCUACGUCACACUAUGCUCUAAGGUCUACGUAAGACUUGAUGAAUGAUUGAAGAUGCUGCACUGGCGAGGAGCAGCCAUAGAAAUGGCCUUGCAGUGUAGUACACUGGCGAGAUGCAGGCUCUGGAGCAUGCAUUGAUCAGGGUGGAGGGGUGGUAGUUGCGUGUAAACUGUUGUACCACUAUGUGCAUUCAUAUCACUCGGUCAGCUGCACAGGUUGCUAUUAUUUGCGGUAGAAGAAAAGGCACACGCACCCAGUAAAAACACAUCUCGUCUUGCUUCUGUGCUUCCUCUCCCAUUGUCACUCUCCCUCUGUUUGCUCGCGAGCUCUGCCCCCAUUCCCCUUCUCGCCUCCGCCGUCCGUUGCCGGUUGAUCCCGGCCGGCUCCCCCGCCUCCGACACCGCCUCGCUGCGAGUGACUACUGCGUCCGAGCUCCACCUGACGGUAACCCGGUCCUUUCGUCUUCUGUGCGCACUUGUCAUUUCUCAACGAUAGCAUAUUUCUGUCCCCAACGACUUUGACGGACUCCGGUGUCCGGUCAAUCCGAUGGUUGCGAGUGGCGAGAGCUCAGUUCCUCAGUUUAUAUGGUGCAGUCAACACAUUGAUAUAGUACUUCUUGAUCUUUAAUCUCCCACGGCUAAUUUCCACAGCAGUUUCCUACCCUUCAGCCUGAAAUUACAUCCGGCAAACUGGUUCUCAUGCUUCUGUGGUCAGCACAAACUGUUUACUUUGCUCUUCUUUCACAAGCAUAUGUGAAAGAAAGUCUCAGUAGCAUGACUCUCCGUGUCAUUUUUACCCUCUUAUUGUUGGUAUGUUUCUGUGAAUCUGAUGACCGCCUCACACCCGCGAAGCCACUCUUGCCGGGCGACAAGCUCAUCUCAAACAAUGGCAUCUUCGCUCUAGGCUUCUUCUCCCUGGACCCGGAGAACUCCACCGCCGCAAACUCAUAUGUAGGCAUAUGGUACCACGACAUCCCGGAGAGGACAUAUGUGUGGGUGGCCAACCGUGACAAUCCUAUCGGCAGCGGUUUGUCUGGGGAGCUGGUUCUCACCAACACCUCUGAUCUUGUCUUGUCAGACUCAGAAGGCCACAUCCUCUGGAGGACGACGAACAACGUCACCUCCGGGGGUGAUGGUGCCAUGGCGCUGCUGCUGGAGGCGGGGAACUUUGUCGUCCAGUUGCAGAAUUUCACGCAGAUAUGGCAGAGCUAUGAUCACCCGACCGACACCAUCCUCCCCAGCUUCAAGUUGUGGGCAAACUACAAGACCCACACAGCAGUGCGUCUCGUUGCUUGGAAAGGUCCUCUGGAUCCGUCCCCCGGGAAAUUCUUGCUCAGCCGUGACCCCGGCACAGGCCUCCAGAUCCUCACCUUGCGCGGGACUAGCAAGUACUGGCGCAGCGGGUUGUGGAACGGUGCACAAGCCUCGGACAAGAACGGAUACAUGUGGUCCCAGAACGUCGAUGACGGGGAGACCAUCUACUCGACGUACAACACGGGUAACAGCUCUGCCCGGAGAUCGCACUGGAAGCUGGACUACAAUGGCGACUUGAUGCUCAGGAUCUGGACUGGCCGGUCAUGGGUGCCUCUGUUCAAGCGCCCGGAUGAUGGCUGCCGCCACUAUGGCUCGUGUGGUCCGUUCGGCUACUGCGACAUGUUUGACAAGAUCAGCGGCGAGUGCAAGUGCCUCGAUGGGUUCAGGCCGGCAGACGGCUUCAGCGCCAACCCCUCCCGAGGAUGCGUGAGAAAGGAAAACCUGACAUGCCGCGGCGACCAUUUCUUGACUUUGCCGGAGAUGAAGGUGCCUGACAAGUUUGUGUAUGUGAGGAACAGAAGCUUCGAGGAGUGCACUGCUGAGUGUGAGCGUGACUGCUCCUGCACUGCGUACGCUUACACCAACCUGAGCAGCAUCGUCGCAACUGGUGGCCCAUCAAGAUGCUUGAUCUGGACAGGGGAGCUUGUUGACUCUGAGAAGGCCGGUAUGCUUGGUGGCAACCUCUACAUUCGGCUUGCUGGCUCUCCUGAACACAGUUCUGCAGUAAACACCACGAAGAGCGGUGUCAGUGUGGUAUUCAAGAUCGCACUUCCAGUUAUAACAUUCCUGCUGACACUCACAUGCAUAUAUCUCGUCUGCAUAUGCAAGCAAAAAGGGAUACAAGUAAACAAGGAAACCCUGAAAAAACCGGCCCUGAAACACCUGAGCACUUCGCAAGAAGUUUGGGAUCAAAAUUUAGAAUUCCAGUCUAUUAUGUUCGAAGACAUUGCUGCUGCAACAAACAGUUUCCAUGACACAAACGUACUUGGAAAAGGAGGUUUUGGCAAAGUCUAUAAGGGAAUACUAGAAGAUGGAAAGGAAGUUGCUGUUAAAAGGCUUAGCAAGGGUUCUGAUCAGGGGAUAGAGCAUUUUAGAAAUGAAGUGGUUCUUAUUGCCAAAUUGCAGCACAAGAAUCUAGUUAGACUUCUUGGCUGUUGUAUUCAUGAGGAUGAGAAGUUGCUUAUUUAUGAAUACUUACCCAACAAAAGCCUGGACCAGUUUCUUUUUGAUAUUGCAAGGAAAUUUAUGCUUGAUUGGCCAAAGAGGUUCAACAUAAUCAAAGGGGUAGCUAGAGGACUUAUGUAUCUCCACCAAGAUUCGAGAACGACUAUAAUCCAUAGAGACCUCAAGCCAAGCAACAUCCUGCUAGACGUGGAGAUGAACCCCAAAAUAUCAGAUUUUGGAAUGGCAAGGAUCUUUGGGGGCAACGAACAACAAGAAAGUACCAGACGAGUUGUUGGCACGUACGGGUACAUGUCGCCUGAGUAUGCGAUGGAGGGCAUUUUUUCCGUCAAGUCGGACACCUACAGCUUUGGUAUUUUGCUACUAGAGAUUGUAAGUGGAUUAAAGAUCAGUUCACCACAUCAUCUUGUGAUGGACUUUUCAAAUCUCAUAUCAUUUGCAUGGAACUUGUGGGCAGAUGGCAAAGUGGAGGAUUUCGUGGACCCAGCCGUCACGGAGAGCUACUCGCUUGAUGAAGUGUCCAAGUGCAUCCAUGUUGGGCUCUUGUGUGUCCAGGACAGCUCCGGUGCUAGGCCUCACAUGUCAUCCGUUGUGUCCAUGCUCGACAGUGAAGCCAUGCCUCGCGCAGCGCCGAGGCAACCUAUGUAUUUCGCGCAGAUAAAUUACGAAACCAGUGAUGCGACAGAAGACCUGAAAAACUCUGCCAAUGGCGUGAGCCUUAUGGCACUAGAAGGACGAUAACUGGCUCAUGUAACUGUGUCAUUCCUACUAGCUAUUAAGAUUUACUUAUAUUUGAAGGAAUGUAUUCUAUGGAAGAUUUGUGUCCUUCUUUUCCUUGUUGGCCAUGGCAUUAAGCCCACUUUUGUUGGGUUGUACCGUUGACAUGGAUUGAGAAUUUUUUGUCAAAUUAAUUGAACGGUAAGUGUGAUAAA
Messenger RNA from Triticum urartu, 5030 nucleotides. RefSeq names its product G-type lectin S-receptor-like serine/threonine-protein kinase B120. Gene Ontology annotation, cellular component: plasma membrane. Lineage: Eukaryota; Viridiplantae; Streptophyta; Magnoliopsida; Poales; Poaceae. Gene Ontology annotation, molecular function: ATP binding; protein serine/threonine kinase activity. The record is from RefSeq and is a predicted model, not a curated record. Gene Ontology annotation, biological process: protein phosphorylation; recognition of pollen.